This is a messenger RNA of Chelmon rostratus (copperband butterflyfish), 570 nucleotides long. RefSeq names its product secreted phosphoprotein 2 (gene spp2). The coding region runs from base 1 to 570 and encodes 189 amino acids. The record is from RefSeq and is a predicted model, not a curated record. Lineage: Eukaryota; Metazoa; Chordata; Actinopteri; Chaetodontiformes; Chaetodontidae. Gene Ontology annotation, biological process: bone remodeling. The transcript is spliced from 6 exons. Gene Ontology annotation, cellular component: extracellular region.
AUGAGGUCCUACAUGCUCCUCUUGGCCCUGCUGCACUCUCUGGGAUGCUCGGGAGUCCCAGUGUACAACUCGGAGCUGGAGUCCAUGGCAAACCGGGGUCUUGGGGCAGCUCUGACACAGGCCAACUCUGUGUACGCCGUCAGCCAUCUUUACCGGGUGACUCGAGGCUCUGUCACAAGGGUGAUUCCCAUGGGCCUGAACACCGUUGACCUGCUGAUGACAUUUGGCAUUAAAGAGACGGAGUGUGUGAAGGCUUCCAGAAACGACCCCCAGACAUGUGCCUUCAAACCUGGCUUCUUUGUGCCAUCCCUCUCCUGCUCCACUCGGGUCCGAAUGUCAUCCACCUCAGCCCAAGUGGUUUCCCUCAGGUGCGGCCAUGACGGGAGCUCCAGCUCAGAGUCCAGUGAGGAGAUGUUUUCAAGAGGGAGACACCAGUUCAAUAUCCCAUUAGCAGACAGAGCCCCGGCUCCUCCUGCACCUCAUCCACCCAUCCAGCCUGAUCACUCCCUCCGCAGCCAGACAGUGGAAGUCCGGCCCAGAGGAGACACUUUUAGCAACUACCUGGUGUGA